Messenger RNA from Vespula pensylvanica (western yellowjacket), 1653 nucleotides. Its product is annotated as sorting nexin-30-like. Gene Ontology annotation, molecular function: phosphatidylinositol binding. The transcript is spliced from 7 exons. Bases 160 to 1587 code for a protein of 475 amino acids. Lineage: Eukaryota; Metazoa; Arthropoda; Insecta; Hymenoptera; Vespidae. The record is from RefSeq and is a predicted model, not a curated record.
CUCUCUCUCUCUCUCUCUCUCUCAAUCUUUAAUAGUGUCGCGUAAAAAUAUACGUAUAUAUAUUCAAAGGACUUUCCAGUAGUCAAGCCAUUGAUGUGAGUUGGCUGUUUGUGAUCUAGCUUGACGGUAUCUGAUAUCGAAUAUUAUUUUUUACUCAAAAUGAUGACAUCCGAAGAAAAAGCAGAAAAUUUGUUAGAGGAGAAAAUUAAGGAAGAUACAGCUAUUUUGGAAAUAAGUACAGUGGAAAUGGGUGGAGUUGUGAAGCAAGAAAGUCGCGAUGGCGAUUUUUUCUCUAAUUGUAGUACUUCGAUGGAAGACUCUGUGAUUGCAUCUCCAUCUGUUGAUAGCUUUUCUACAAUACCAGAACAAGAUAUAUCUGAUUUUCAAAUGGACUUAAAAGAUUUAAAAGUAAAAGUAGAUAAUCCACAAAAGCAUCUAGAAACGUUGGAAACUUACAUUACAUUUCGUAUAACCACUAGAGUCACACGCCCAGAAUAUGAAAAUGGAGAGUAUAUAGUCUGUAGGCGUUAUAAUGAUUUCAUUUGGUUACGUCAAAAAUUAGUGGAUUCUUAUCCUACACAUAUUAUACCUCCAUUACCAGGAAAACAUACAUUAUUGGCUCAAUUAGAUCGUUAUUCCAAAGAAUUUAUUAUAGCACGUAUGAAAUUAUUACAAAUAUUCUUAAAUAGGGUUAUUAAUCAUCCUAUUCUUAGUUAUGACAAAAACUUACAAAUUUUUUUGACUACUAAACCCGCAGAAUUUCUUAUUCAUCGUAAAAGUCGAGGAAAUAUGCUUGUUAAAAUGACAGAUUCGUUGCAGAAUAUUACUAGUGUAAAUAUUAUGAAACAGCAUUUACCUGAGUUUGAACAAGUUCGUGAUUAUUGUACAUCACUAAGCCAAAAAUUAUCUACUAUAGAUAGAAUUCACCAUCGUAUACACAAGGAAAGGCAAGAUUAUCUGCUUGAAUUGCGUCAGUUACAUCCAAUAUUUACUUUAUGGGCUACUUCAGAACCAGAACUAGCUCCUAUUCUAUUAGCAAUUGCUAAAGCCAUAGAGUGCAUUGCCAUGGCUCAAAGAAAACUUGUAGAGAAUUUACCCAAUGCAGAACGUGAAUAUGUAACAUAUAUAGAUGCAGUUAAAAAUGCUUUAAGCAGAAGAGAUUCUAUGCAAAUUGAAUAUGAAAUAAUUAUUGAUGAAAUAGCAAAAAGAAGAGUUGAGAAAGAUCAGUUACUGAAUAUUGCAAGUGGCAUAUCCACGACACAAAGUUGGAGUGGAUCACUUUGGAAAGCAGAAACUCGUGAUGAAAAAUUGGAAAAAUUAGGACAAGUGAUUCCACGUUUAGAAAAACAAGUGGAGUUGCUUCAAGAUCGUGUUGGUUGCGCUAAUGAAAAUUUGCGUAGUGAUAUUCAAAGGUGGAAUACUGAAAAACAAGCAGAUUUGAAAACUAUGUUAAUCACAAUGGCAGACAAUCAAAUACAGCAUUAUCAACAGUGCAUGAAUGCAUGGGAGGAAGUUCUUGUUGCUCUUAAACUCGAUGGAAUAGGUUCAGAUAUCACUGUAGGAGUACCUAUUAAAAUACCUGUAUAAAUGCAUGAUUAAUCAUAUAUUGUCAUUUCAAGUAUUAAAAAAUGUCUAUAAAUAUUAAAAUAAGAA